GUCAACGUCAAUCCUUGUGGACUCACUGCGGCAGCGUUUCGCCAAUGCAGCGGUAUGUUGUUAGUGGGCUCAGCUCGUAAAUGUGGGUCAUUGAUCUAAAUGACAUAUUUAUGUUCAUAAAAAAAUGGAGACAGGAAGUGGGACUUAUUUUAAUUAAUUUGAUUGGGGGAACGAUUUCUUCUCAAAGUGAUGGGGAUUAUAACACGCGUUUCCAAAUGAUUUAAGUCUUACAGUAAACAUGUAAGUGUGCCACCCAGUACGCCACCUAUAAUUCGAGCUUUAGUAUGACCUUUGGAGCAACCCCCCCCCCCAAAUUAACUGAUUAACUGUCACUUUUAAGCUUUGUGCACCUUGCAUUCAAAAUUGGUAGUUUAAUUUUUCCCAGAACCACAAAUCUGGGUCCAUUUGAAUAUCAGAAGUCACUUUAGUAGGACCUUUGGAGCAACCCCCCCCCCCCAAAUUAACUGAUUAACUGUCACUUUUAAGCUUUGUGCACCUUGCAUUCAAAAUUGGUAGUUUAAUUUUUCCCAGAACCACAAAUCUGGGUCCAUUUGAAUAUCAGAAGUCCCGUGCAUCAGAUGACAUUUGCAAGACUCACGUGACAGCCCUGUCUAUACUAUGGGCCUAAUAAAUCAGUUCUGACGAAGAAAAGUUCCCCCACCCCCCUCCCUUUUCAUAUUAAUAUUUAGGGGAACCUUAGUUCUGAUUCUUUCAAUAUUUUUUUUUUUUACCCUUUAAAUUUUAAUUUGGAUGAAAAUAAGUAUUAAGUACGGAGUUUUAGAACAUAAUUCUUACGGAGAUCUUCGGAGAAACCGUAUCCGGAAAUUUGUUUGAAAGAAAUUUCAUCGACGGAAAAUUGAACGACGGAACGCAUACUUUUGUCUUACUCUAUAGUAUAGCAGAUAUAUUUCAAAGAGAAAUGUGACGCAAAAUUUGAUCGUGUCAACUGAAAAGAAAAUUCGACCAAACUUCCGUCAAUCAAUUUUCCGUCAACGAAAUUUCUUUCAAACAAAUUUUCGGUAACCCUAAUUAGUAUAAUAGUGAACUAGUUCAAUUCAUAAUGUACUCUGCUACCCAGUAUAGAAUGUUUUAGUAAUUUUUUUUUUUUUUUUUUUUUUAAAGUGUUUGAUAUUACCUUAAUCCAUCGAUAAUAAAAAGAUUUAUUGGAAAGAAUCGUAAAACAGCAUAAAAAAAAAACAUUUUUUUUUAAAUUUUUAANCGCUUGGGAACACCACGUGUUGUAGACAUCUUUUUUUAAUUUUUUUUUUUUUUUUUUUUUUUUAAAGCGUUAGAUAUUACCGUAAUCCAUCGAUAAUGAAAAGAUUUAUUGGAAAGAAUCGUGAAACAGCUUAACAAAGAAACAUUUUUUUUUAAAUUUGUCUACACAGCUAUUCCAUGACCAGAUGGACUUUGUUCACGUCCAGAUUCCGUAUGAGAGUCAUUCACUGGCCGACAUCUUCUCGCUGAUGGAGUCCACCAAGAAACACCUCAAGGUGCUCAUUGAUUCCCUUGGACAACGUUCACCAAUCGAAAUAGCCAAACAUCAAAGUGACGUGAAUAAUUAAGGAGGCACACGGGUCAAAAAAUAUAUAUUAUAUUAUAUGUUCCUUAAUUUAUGAAAACAAAAUCUUAGUACAUACGAACAAUACACAAAUAGACACACAAAACAAGGAAGAGAUUAUUUUUGUAUUUUAUUAUUUUUUAAAUUUUACUGCAUAAAUGUUAUAAUUUUAUACCAAUUUGACGGUUAAGCAAAAAUUAUUACAACUAAUUUGUUUUUCAAUAUCAUAAUGAUGCAAUUUUGCGUACACACUAGAAAUAACAAUGAUAAUGCAAUGUAAGAACUUUAUUGGAUAACAAGGGGAGAGACUGCAAUCAGGUUAGCCUAUUAGGAAAUGAGUGAAACAAAAUAAGGUUAAACCUGAAAAAAGGAAGGCAAUAAAACAAAGAACGUGUCGGCGGGAAGCUUUCAACGGCGAACAAACGACAGAAAAAAACAGAAUAAAAUUGUUUAUAAUGUAUAUAAUAAAAAUAUAUAGCACUUAGCUGAGAAGUAGUGUCCGAGAGGGCGCCAAAAGAAUGGUGACAGAAAAUAAGGGGGUAAGAGAUAAAAUUGGUAAGAACGCAAGAAAAGAGGAGAAGUUAGUCCACUGUGGUGGGUCGUGACGUGGAGCUAGGCUCAAGCUGUGAAUAGAGACAUGACGUUCAUGCCAUGUGGUGUCAAAGUGUCAUAAGUCAGAAUAAGCUUGUGUUCCAAAGUCACCCGGCUGGGUGUAUUCGUGCUAGUCAGAAGUUUAUUGCAUCACAGUUAUUGGAGGUACUACAAAUGACAUAAAGUUGGGGUCACACGAAAAUUACUUUUUUUUUUUGUUAUUGUUGUUUUUGUGUGUGUUUAUAGUAUUUGCAAGUCGUUUCGAAUCAUAGUUUAAGCAUUUAUGCUUUCCCACGACCAAGCAGCCCUGAUAUCGAUUGGCAUUGUGUAUCGACUUGAUUGCACUAGUACCCUCAUCUGACACAAUGCUACGAUAUGGUAAGCUAUGUUUCGGAACUGACCUGUAUUGCAUCGGCGGCUUGUAGCUCCACGCUGCCGCUAGACCUUGCGUGGUUGACUUCACAUGAUAGCUUCUGACGUUCCAUUCAGGACAUAUAUUUUGCUUCACUGUCUUCCUGCGUCUUCUUACCAGGGCCUGAAUACUUUCUGUAAACAUUUGAAAGGCGUUUGAAGUCAACAGCAAGGCUGGUUCUAUGAUCGAUAACCACAGCCAUUGCCAGAUUUGGAGAUGACCACAUGACACGUCAAUGUCUACAACCUCUUUGUGGUUUUGUUCUCCAUCAUCUUAUCCUUGUAGGUCGGUGGCGAUUUAUGAGGGUGGCAGCAUGCUGGUCGAAUGUCUUCUGGUCAAUGUUAGGAACAUUAAUUAAUUUUUUUUUAAACUUCCUCAUAUCAGCAUGUCCAAAUCCAGUCACCCAUGAUGCUGGCACAGCUCUUUCGUUGACAUCGAAGGUUUUGCCAGGGCAUAAAACUGACAGAUGUGAUGCGAUGACAAAAUCACAUAGUUGCCAAGUACUUUUAACAAUAGAUCCGGCCCUAAAAGUUUCUUUUCAUAACUAUGAAUGAUGAAAUGUCACGCCUGGCAUUCCGUGAAAGAAAACUUUAGAAAAAUUGAUCGGAAGGCAUCUGACCCCAAUAAUAAAUGAGACACAGAAACCUAAGGUAUGCUGGUACCAAGACUCACAAGAAUGAGGCUUGGUCUUCGAAGCAGAUGAUGCCAAAGAUUAAUCAGAUCUUGAAGAUGUUGGUUAAGCUGGUGGUCAAGCGUGACCCCAGUGUUCUUUUCCAGAUUUGUCAGUCUAGCCACUUCCUUUUCUUUGAUUUCUUAGUCAUGGUUGCCCGGAUUUUCUCUUUUUACCAAACAAAAUAAUUUUAGUUUUUAUAUAAUUUAGAUAACAAAACAUCAUAAUAAGACGUAAGCAAAGAUAGUACUGGUAAAAGAUAUUGUGAAAUAAACAAAUAGAGUGGUAACAUUUCUUUUUUUUUAAUGAAUUAAGAAACCAUAGGCUUAUUCAAUUAAUUCAUUUAUUGACAUGCAUUUUGAUUUAUGACGAUAUGUUGUCAUUGACAACGAAAUGAAAAUUUUAAGUAUCGAACCAAAUUAGUCACGUGUACGGACACAAAAUGUAAAUAAAAUGUCGGGUCGGGACAUGGGGAUGAAGAGGCAGUAGUGCUACAUUAACCAUGGUGCAACUAUUGAAGGUUUUUUUCCCCUUACAUUUUUUUGUGGGAGGGGCUGUUAAUCCGGCUCUUUGAGGAGAAUGUAUAAAUACCCGGAAGCUGUAACAUUAACAAUUUAUAAGUUAGCACAUUGUGUUUGAAAUAAGGAGAUGGGGAUCGGUGUAACAUUUUCAGAAAUACCAUGUGGUACCGGUGGGCAGGUGAUAACGGUUUUGAGACUGGGGUUUUUUUAAUAAUUUUUUUUAUAGUUAUUUACUUGAGUUACAACUCACAACAUCUCAAAGUAAAUGAGUCUGUAACCCAAUAAGGUUUAUCAGAAAAGUGGAGCUUACAAUUCAUUGACACUGCAGAUGUUGUUUUUUUAAAAUGAAAUAUAUUUAUUUAUUCAUAGUAUUUUGUUAAAUUGAUCCAACUCUUCUCCCUUAUCUUUAGAUUCGAGACUACACUCUCGGACACACCAAGCUGAAUCACGUGAUGUAUGCAUUCGAGAAAGCCUUAAAGGAAAGCCAUGAUAUUGUGCUGGACAAAUAUAAUAGCUCUGCUGAGAACUUUAAGAAAUGCGCGAACGAAAAUGUCAAAAUGGGGAGGGAGUGUAAUGAAAGCAGUGAGCGCGUGGGUUAA
Lymnaea stagnalis (great pond snail) is the source of this 4354-nucleotide messenger RNA. The record is from the annotation of a GenBank genome assembly. NCBI's taxonomy places the organism in Eukaryota, Metazoa, Mollusca, Gastropoda, Lymnaeidae.